Molecule: messenger RNA, 2637 nt
Organism: Amorphotheca resinae ATCC 22711
Lineage: Eukaryota; Fungi; Ascomycota; Leotiomycetes; Helotiales; Amorphothecaceae
Exons: 6
Coding region: 10-2349 (779 amino acids)
Biological process (GO): DNA-templated transcription; regulation of DNA-templated transcription
Molecular function (GO): DNA binding; zinc ion binding; DNA-binding transcription factor activity, RNA polymerase II-specific
Source: RefSeq, a predicted model, not a curated record
CUUCCCAAGAUGAUGACCGUGAUGCACUGUGAUCCAAGUGAAGCUCAGAAUCAUGCCAGUCCGAAGAGGACGAAGAGGCCUGUUGCCUGCCAUUAUUGCCGGCUGAAGAAGGUUAGGUGCAACGGCGAACAGCCAACCUGUGGGAACUGUAUAGACCGCGGAGAAAAAUGCGUCUACCCAGCCCUGAAGCGACGAAGCCGCCGAGAAAGCCACGAGAAUAACAAGGUAAUUAUGGAUAGAAUUGCACGGAUAGAGGCAAUCCUCGAAGAGGCCUAUACGCCCUCACAAGUCCGAAAUGGUGAAGAUGAGUCGCAGCAUAUACCGGCAGCUGAGGUGGUGCAGAAGACGUCUCCUUACGCACCAGAUCAAGAACAACAACUACAACAACGGAUACCACUCUCUCCCCCACAGACCGAUUACUCUUAUCAACUGCUUCAAUGUACUCCUCCGCAAGAUGCCCAUACUACUGCAUUGUCACACCGGCGGAGUAGCCACACACCAGCUGCUGGCCAUGUUCUCGACUCGUCUAACCCAUCGCCCACGUCCCCAAAUUUGGGCACACACAAAGAGAUGUCUCAUAAGAGCCCACAAGUCUCUCAACUGGUUGACUCUCGCACAGCAUAUAGCGAGUCCUAUCGUGACGUGAACGACGUCGAUAUUGACCCCCUGAGACCCGGACAGAAGACGCCGAUGGAUCAAAUCAUUGACAACAUCCACUCCCCAGAGAGCCCUGACUGGGAGUACCAUGGCCCUGCAUCAUUCCUAUCUCUAUGCUCGAAGGCCGGUAUUGACUGGGUGGCGGAGAGGACCGGCUCAACAGAAUUCGCUCAGAUUGCUAUGAAUUUCAGGCGCUCGACUACGAAGCUACUCAAGCUCGACCACAGGCUCAGUACCGAGAGAGCGCCCGAGCCAGAUCGGGAGACGGCCUUCAGAUAUGCAACGGAGUACUUUGAGAAGGCUCCUGAUGCCCCCUUUGAUAUUAUUGUCCGCUCCAGAUUUGAAGCUCGUUUACGGACUCACUUUGAUAGUGCUGGAACAUCCGAGCAGGAUGAAGACCCCGCUUGGUAUGCGUUGCGAAAUGUUGUAUAUGCUCAAGGUUGUCGAUUAGAGCUUGGAAAUAAGGGGUAUUCAUUUAAUUACACGAAGCCUCAAAUUGCAGGGUGGCAGUAUUUCGAGAACUCCUUAUCGAAGCACUCGGAACUUUGUUUCUCCAGGACUGGAUUGAUGGCCAUCCAAGCCCUUCUUUGCAUGGCUUUUUAUGCCGAAGCACUGAGUUGUCCUAAACUCGAGUACAUGCUUGCCUCAACAGCAUUGCGUUUGGCUCAGUCAAAAGGACUUCAUCGACAGCCCGGCUCGACCUGGGGUAUAAGCCCACAGGAUACUGACCAGAGAAAUUGGAUUUUCUGGGUCCUCUAUAUCUUCGAAAAGCACAUUUCUCAACGUUCGGGACGCCCAUCAGCUAUUGAUGACGAUGAUAUCAGUUGUCAGAUCCCUACCAGGAUUCCGUCCAACAACACCAAUAAACUUGAGUUCUGCACUCUUUCAGCCAAACAUGCUAAGAUAUCCUCCCUGAUUGCAAAGCGAUGUAGUAGUGUAGCGGCUUACCGUCAAACACCGGACGAGGUAGUCCGGACUGUUUGCGAGCUGGACCGGCAGCUUCGAGACUGGCGAGACCUUAUCCCGCUAAGCAUGAGACCUGGCACUGUGCUCGACCCUACCAAUCUGCCAAGGGGCCUUCAGACCACCCACGCCAUAUAUCUGCAUUACUCCUACUUUGGGAGCCUGAUUGGGAUCCAUUCCAUAUUUACCUAUCCUUGGAGCGAGAUGCUUGGGCGAGAUAGAAGCCCUUCGCUCCGUGACCAAAUUAACGCUAGCUCAGAAAUCGUCGCGGAGGCCUCUCGAGGUAUCAUUUUGAUGACCAGAUAUAUCAAUGACAUAUAUGCUUGGACACCAACAUGGCUCGGCUUUUACUACCCAAUCCUGGGGCUCAUAAAUCUUUUUGUUCACGUGCUAAAGUACCCAACUGCUCCCACCGCACCAUCCGACAUUGCCCUCCUAGAUGUAGUGUCGGGUCAUCUCGCGCGUAUAGAGUUUGCAUCGUCAGGCCAGCUCAGCUUCUCCGUCGCUCGUGAUCUCUCUGGCUUAGCACGGGUAGCUACCAAACGCGCAAAGCAAAACAUGCUGAAUGAAAAUGAGAGGCAGGAUUCAAUAAUCGUCGCAGAUCCUGCCUAUGAACAGAUGCCCACAGAUGAUUUUGAUUAUGGGCUGGACAGUAUAAAUAUGAAUGACUUCGACAUGGAAGACUGGAGUACCUUACUACCGUGUGACGAUUUUCUACAAACGACAUGAAUCUCGAGACGGUAUAUGCAUUGCGGAACAAUGCAGCAGAAUAUAAGCUUUAUUAUAUCACUAUCUCCAUACACAAGACAGAGUGAUUCGUGCCGAUAUCUCUGUUGGAACAGCCACGGGACGGAUACAUCAGGCUUCAGUUAUGGUAGCUACUCGGUAGCCGCCUACAUCCCAGAGCAACAAAUCAUAGAUAUUUGCUUGCUGGAUCCUUCGGGAAAAAUGUAGGAAAGUUUCAGCUGUACAUAGCAAACAAACUAGGUACCUAAUCAUCAACCACAUGAAGAGCCG